GCAUUCGAUUCUCAGUCUCUCACUGGCUAAAAGAAAGUGCUUGAAAGAAAGUUGUUGUUUGUGCUGUGGCUUAAACUAUUUGUUGUGUGUUUCCUAAUCAGAAUUAGCAGAAUUAACUAACUUCGAGAUCGCAAAUUCGAAUAUGUUCAAAUAUAAUGGAUAAAUCUCUGUGUAUCUGCAUACGAAGACAUAAAUCACAGUCUUAAAAUCGAGAACAACUUUCUUUACGGUUGAGGAAGUGAUUCUAGAUUCAAGAUGUACUAUCUGAACAACGAGCCAGCCGCCCUUCCAUCUCCCGCAAAUCUCGCCCCACGGGAUGUGCACUCAUCCACAUUGGAGCUGAAGACGGUGUCUAUAAAUCCGGAUGAUACCUACACUGUUCAGCAGGCGAUCAAUGCCUUCGGUUUCGGAUGGUUUCACGUCAAGCUGUCGCUCUUGGUGGGGCUCUGCUGGAUGUCCGACUCCAUGGAAAUGGCCAUUCUCAGCAUAUUGGGCCCGUCUUUGUUCUGCGAGUGGAAUGUCACCAAGUUCCAGCAGGCAUCCGUCACAACAGUGGUGUUUUUGGGCAUGAUGUUGAGUUCCAGUUUUUGGACACAGCUGAGCAACAGAUAUGGCCGGAAGUCGGCCCUCACAUUGUUCGGAGUACUACUAGUGCUGUAUAGCAUUCUCAGCUCGGUGGCUCCCAGUUACGCCUGGCUCCUGACCCUAAGAGGUCUCGUAGGCUUCGCCAUCGGCUGCGUUCCACAGUCAGUUACCUUGUACGCUGAGUUUCUGCCCACCAAGCACAAGGGAAAGUGCGUCGUAUUGAUGGACUGCUUCUGGGCCUUGGGAGCUUGCUUUGAAGUGGUCCUAGCACUGGUUGUGUAUCCCUAUUACGGAUGGCGAGGUCUCUUGGCCCUUUCGGCUACACCCCUACUCAUUUUUACCAUCCUAUCGCCGUGGCUCAGUGAAUCGGCUCGCUAUUACUCUUACAACGGUCACAAUGAUAAGGCCAUCAAGGUUCUGGAACAGAUAGCUCACAACAACAAGCGCCACAUGCUGAUGGGUCGGCUGAUGGCCGACGACGAGCCCAGUUGCGCGGAGAGCUUUAGAUCCCUGCUCAGCCCGAGCCUGUACAGGACCACCAUCCUGUUGUGGUUCCUCUGGCUGGCCUCGGCCUUUUGCUACUACGGCCUGGUGCUGGUCACGACCGAGCUGCUGGUGGCCAGGAACAAGGAGAGCCAUCCCAAUGAGUGCGUCACCUUCAUGACCUCCGACUUUAUGGACCUGCUGUGGAUCACCCUGUCCGAGUUUCCUGGAAUACUGCUGACCAUCAAGGUGGUCAAGCUGUUUGGCAAGAAGAAAACCAUUGUUCUGCAGUACCUGGCGCUGGUUCUGUGCACUCUGGUGCUGAUGUCGGUGGAAAGUCGCUUCUCCACUUCCGUAACCCUCUUCAUUGCACGCGGCACGAUAUCCGGCAUCUUCCAGGCCAUUUAUGUGUACACUCCGGAAAUAUACCCAGCUGCCUUGAGAUCCGUCGGAGUUUCGGGCUGUUCCGUGCUGGCCAGACUCGGCGCCAUGCUGACCCCUUUCGUGGCGCAGGUGCUGAUGGACUCGUCCAGAAUUCAGGCCAUGUCCACGUACGCAAUCGUGGGCCUGCUGGCCUCCAUAGCCUGCGUCUUUCUGCCCAGGGAAACUGUUGGCUACCACUGAGUGCACUGAUUACCAUAACUUAUUAUCUAUAACUACUAUUAAACCCAUUAGUCCCU
Drosophila melanogaster (fruit fly) is the source of this 1748-nucleotide messenger RNA. RefSeq lists its product as uncharacterized. Gene Ontology annotation, molecular function: transmembrane transporter activity. The transcript has 9 exons. The record is from RefSeq and is marked reviewed. Lineage: Eukaryota; Metazoa; Arthropoda; Insecta; Diptera; Drosophilidae. Gene Ontology annotation, biological process: transmembrane transport. Gene Ontology annotation, cellular component: membrane. Bases 256 to 1692 code for a protein of 478 amino acids.